UCGCAAACUAUUUGUGUAUCGUUCUCAUGUCCUAUUUUAUACCAGAGGAACAGGACCACACCGGCUCCGAGGCCGAAAGCCAGCUGGAUGAUCAGCUUCUCAUGCAUACACUCCACACGCUUCCUGCGAAUUGCAAAAAGUUCUGGCGUCGACGGUACCAGUUGUUUAGUUUAUACGAUGAGGGCAUCUUCAUGACUUCAGAACUAUGGUUUUCUGUCACACCCGAAAACAUAGCGGCUUUCACCGCCCAUGCUGUACACGAGCUCCUUCCCGAUGCCCACGAUGUGCUUGAUAUAUGCUGCGGUGGAGGAGGAAAUACCAUACAAUUUGCAAAUGUGUUUCCUCGAGUGGGGGCUGUUGACAUUAAGCAAGUCAAUGUCGAUUGCACUCUCCAUAACGCAGGAAUUUAUGGUGUUGCCGACAACAUCUGGACCGCCACCGGUGACUGGAACCAGCUAAGCCAGUCACGCGACUGGAUUCCUACUGAUAUACGUGAUAAACCUCAGCCGUUUGACUUCAUCUUCUGUUCUCCUCCAUGGGGUGGGACAAGCUACCUGAGAGAGGAAAAUUCGUUCCGGCUCAACGAGAUGGUACCUCUUCGUUUUGAUGUGCUUUGUGAGAGUAUGGCCGCCAUUUCUGCAAACUUUGGUCUUUUCUUACCUCGUUCUUCCCACUUGGGUGAUAUCUCCAAAACAUCAACCAAACUCUUCGGGGUAUCUGCCAAAACUCGAAUAAUAAACUUGGUAACCGAAGACCAUAUACGAGGACUACUUGUCCUAUUUGGGCCUGAUGUUAUGGGCCCAUUAUCUUGUAUCGACAAUGUAGCCCCAAUGUACAACUAGGGGACGUGCCCCCACCAUAUACCGC
This is a messenger RNA of Yamadazyma tenuis ATCC 10573, 867 nucleotides long. NCBI's taxonomy places the organism in Eukaryota, Fungi, Ascomycota, Pichiomycetes, Serinales, Debaryomycetaceae. The record is from RefSeq and is a predicted model, not a curated record.